CAGUCAGUACCUGGUUGGAGCGUGUGUAGGGAGGACGCGUGUUACUUGUCGCUCCCUUUUCCGCUGAGUUCUAUGGAAUUUUUUCUUCUGCAUGAAGAGUCUGAGUUCAGGAGCCAUCAUGUUAUCACGAACACAGAGGAUGUGACCAUGACGAGCGAGGGAGUGAGCGCGUCCCCUCCGCGCGAUGGCGUCGGGCACGGCACUCUCCAGGUGACCAUCAGCGAGCCCCUCAGCCCCCUCAAGCCCCUCCGGAAGAAGGACUCGGGCUCCCCUGAGCUGAGGAGCAGCAGUCCCCUGGGCCUGCACAAGCCCGGCAAGAAGGACCGAGUCGGGGGCUCCUUCGCCAAGGCCUUCAGGAAGGUCUUCCGGAGCCGCACGCCUUCCCCGAGCACCGAAGACCGGGAGGAGGACGGCGGCUCGGAGGCGGGAGAGGAGCUCAAGUGCGACCUGUCGAGCGACUCGGACGGCCAUGACAGCCACCGCCUCCUGCUGCGGUCCUCGCGGGGAACCGAGAGCCAGGACUCCGUGGAGAGGCACGACCUGGCCGGCAUGCUGCUCAACAGCCAUGCCCUCACGACCUCCAAUGAGGAGUUCAUGUGCGAGUCGCCCAAGGAAUUUCUGUCGGUGAACAGCCCGGGCAUGGGGAAGUCCCAGACGUAUUCUGUGCUGUCGGAGGCGCUGCACCAUGCCUUCGUGGAGGGCAUGAUAUGCACCGGCACGGAGGACAUCAGCAUGGUGACCUCCAGCGAAGAGCUGCAGGGCCAGGGGAGCAAGAGCGAAAACGACACGGAGCACAGUCGCUCCAUCGACUACUCCUUCUCCUCCACGAAGACGUGCAGCUACAUUUCCUCCGAGGAAUACGACGUGCACAGGAGGGAUUCCGAGGCGCCCCUGACCAAGCGCUCCCUGCUGGUGCCCUCGGUGUCCCUCCGCUCGAGCAGCUACUCGGACCACUCCGACGGGGGCACCGACGACGACAGCAGCUCGCAGCACAGUCGGGACGAGAGACAGGACUCGGCCUCGCUGCCCCACACCGACCACAAGCUCUUCUUCGGCCAUUUCUUCUCGUCUUCGCGCCGCUCCUCCAUGGUGCCUCACGCGGAGGAGCCCAAGGCGGAGGGCGGCGGCCCGCACCCGGCGAAGCACAAAGACCACCCCGCGGGGAACCCUGGCGAGCACGGCAAGAGCCACAAGACGCUGGGGGACACUCUCAGCAAAGUUGCCGAAUAUUUGCAGCGAGGAGGUUCGAGAUUGGCCGAGCAGCAACGUCGCCUCAAGAGUCAGAUAUGGAGUUCCGUGGUUACUAUCGUCCUGGUUGAAGGCAAGGAGCUCCUGCCCAUGGAUCCCGACGGCACUUCGGAUCCCUAUGUGAAGUUCAGGCUUGGCAAUGAGAAAUACAAGAGCAAGGUGGAGAUGCACACGCUAACUCCGAAGUGGCUGGAGCAAUUUGAUUUCCACCUUUUUGAGGAUCAGAGCCAGCUCUUGGAACUGACUGUGUGGGAUAAAGAUGUUCGGAGUAAAGAUGAUUUCAUGGGAAGAUGUACACUGGACUUGACACAGUACGAGCGCGAGAAGACCCACCACAUUUGGGCGGAGUUAGAGAAGGGAGCCGGGUCCAUAUUCCUCCUCCUCACAAUUUCUGGAACGACUUCUUCUGAAACCAUAUCAGACCUUCAUUCAUACCAGGAGAAUCCCAGAGAAUUAGAUAAUGUUUCCAAGAGAUAUGCCUUAACAAGAUCUCUUCACAACCUGAAAGACAUUGGCCACCUGCGGGUCAAAGUAUAUCGAGCGCAGGGCUUGGCAGCAGCAGACAUAGGCGGCAAAAGUGACCCAUUUUGUGUCUUGGAACUUUGCAAUGCCAGACUUCAGACACAGACUGAGUACAAGACACUGUCUCCCACAUGGAAUAAGAUUUUCACCUUCAAUGUUAAGGAUAUCCAUAAUGUUUUGGAUGUCACAGUCUAUGAUGAAGACAGAGACCACAAGGUAGAGUUUCUAGGGAAAGUCGUCGUUCCUUUACUUCGAAUGAAGAAUGGCGAGAAGAAAUGGUAUCCGCUGAAGGAUAAAAAGUUGCGUGCUCGUGCAAAGGGGAAUAAUCCAGAAAUUCUGCUAGAGUGUUCUGUUGAAUGGAAUCCAAUCCGUGCUGCCAUCCGAACUUUCACUCCAAGAGAGGAGAAGUACAUGCAGACUGAACAGAAAUUCAAGCGCCAAGUAUUUAUCAAAAAUGUCAAUCGCCUUAAGUCUUCCAUCAUGGAUUUCUAUGAGUUAGGGAAAUUUAUCAAAUCAUGCUGGGAGUGGGAAUCACCUGUUCGGAGCAUCAUAGCUUUCAUAUUAUUCAUGGUCAUAACAUACUACUUCGAGGUCUACAUGUUGCCAAUCCUACUGCUUAUGCUCUUCCUCAGAAACUACAUUGUAAUCUCAAUAGUUGGUAGUAUGCACCGAGAAGAAGAGAGUGAACUGUCUGGAGAUGAGGAGGAAGUUGAUGAUGAUGAUAAGGAUAAGCAUGACACAUCGAUUAUCACCCUUUUCAUAUAUACCUGGCUGUUUUUCCAGAAUAUGAGCGUAGAGGUAAGAAAAACAGAGAGUCGUAAGGAAUGUGGAAUUAAUGCAUCCUCUAAUGACCUCAAAAGUAAGGAGGAGAAGAAAACUCUCAAGGAAAGAUUGCAAGUUAUACAAGAGGUUACUGCAACAGUUCAAAAUGCCAUAGGUUAUAUUGCUUCCAUCUUCGAAAGCUGCAAAAACACAUUCAACUUUUCGGUGCCAUUCCUGUCAUGGUUGCUGAUCAUGGUGUUGAUGGUGGGCUCAGUAGUUCUCUACUAUAUUCCUGUUCGUUACCUAGUUAUGAUGUGGGGCGUCAACAAGUUUUCUCGCAAACUGUUAAGGCCUCACUCUAUGGUUAACAACGAGCUUUUAGACUUCCUCUCUAGAGUGCCAGAUGAUGAGUUAUUGCGGGAUUGCCGUGAGUUACGCCCAAUACCUCAAAGUCACGACGAGAAGAGAAGAGACCAGAGGAAAAAGAAGGUGGCGUAGUUCCCUGUAUCAGGGACAGAGGAUAUAUAAAAUACUUUUUUUUUUUUUCCAGGAAAGUAAGAAGUUGUGGUGUCUCUUUACCACAGAGAUGCUGGUUUUCUCUCAGAGUAAAAAAAAUAAUCAAAUAAGAUGAUUGAAAGCAGUGACAAUUCCUUUGAAUUUAGAGACCCUUUAAAUAUCUAGGACACUGUUCAAAAUAUCAUUACAUACUAGAUAGAGCAAAUGUGAGAGAUUUUAAAAAAUCAAAUUAGUCGUGGCAGUAGCUGAAUCAUGUAGGGAAAGCAUUUAAUCACAGCAUCAUCAUGUUGAGACAUAGAGCUGGAAUAUUUCCAGAGCAACUGCCAGAUCUGUUAGAAAAACUAGGUCUUUUUUCAAGAAUUACAGCUAUUGUGUACAAGAGAAUUUCUAGGCUAGAAUCCAAACAUUCUUAUAGAAUCUGUUGUCAUCAGCAUGAAAAGAAUCCAAGGCAUGUGCAUUUGUAUGAUUGUAUUUAAACUGUUGUUGUUGUUGUUGUUGAGAGUCUUUCAUACAUCUUUGUAUUGCCAUUUUCGUAAAAGUUUUUGCAGAGAUUUGUAGGAAAUAAUUUUACAGUGACAAUUGAAUGAUACUUAAUUGUGAAGAAAACUAUUGACUGAUUUCCUCUCAACUUAUGUAUUUUCAGUGUCUGCAUAAUAUGCAUAUCUUGUUAUUCAAAUUUCAUGAAUAAUAUAUCAACUUUAAGCAUGAUAAGCUGCAUAAGUCCCAUAUGAAGUAUACCUUGGAUUUCUCUCUCUAGUUUAAAACAUGUUGCCAGGUACAUGGGAACUAGUCUGUAAAUAAGCCAUUUGUAAAGAUUUUAGAAGUAGAUUUCAUUACAUUUAAUUUUUUGUUCUCAUUUUUUUAAAGAGGAUGAGUAAGAAGUAUCAUUUUUAUACAUUUUGAGGGCUUGAAAUUACCCCAAUGGUGUCCCUCUCUCCUAAGAUAAAUUCUGACAAAUAAUUAAUCCCCGCAAAUCAACUCUUGAAACUGUAUUAAUUAUUAUUACAGGUAGAUGUGAGGGUGGCUCAUAUGUAUGUAAAUGUCAGACAUAAAAAUACAAAUUUACACAUGCACAAAAAAAGGAUUUUUGGUGAUUCUACAUAGAAGCAGAGCACAUUUCACUGACUUGUUGAAUCUGCCUGUUUUGAUUACUAUAUAUUUUAUGUAUAUAUGUAUACACUUUUGCCCCCAAGUGGUGCUCUUAUAUUAUUCACAUUCCUAGCCAUUGAUCAUAUUUUGUUUUGUCAAUAAAUGUGUUGCCCUGAUUUUGUAUCCAAAUUGCUUACACUAAUUAUCAUCCAGACAUCCAAACAAUUUGAGAGUUAAGAGCUUCUGUCUCGUGCAGUGUCCUUGUGCAGCAAAGAUUUACUACAUAUUUCCUCCUGUUUUAAAAGAAAGUUCUGUAUGUAUGGCAUAAUUAAUGCACAGAUAUGCACAGCGUAUACCCAAGAAGUUUUGGAUGGUGAUGUGGAAUUACGAAUAUUAGCUCAUGGUCUGUUAAUACCUAAUGGUGUCUGAUAGGUUACACACCUGGAAAAGGACAUUUGACUUUGGUUUUACAAUAAAUUGGACACUUGGCCAACACAAAUGGCAAAUAAAUCUAAUCACCAGUAUUUUAUCUUGUAAACUAUUGUUUAGGUAUAAGGAAUACCAUGUGAUUGAACAAAUAGGGUAUAACAAAGAAUAAAAGAGCACAGUUGCAUCCAAAUACAGCAUUUACAUGUUAGUGUAUUUGUUUGACUGAUCUAGUCAGUGUAAAAUAUUAUUUUCAUACUACAGUGUGGUUUAAGUUACAGUAUUUAUAGUCACUUUCCUAUGGCACUGCUUUUAUCGAAGCUGGGUUUAGUGUACUAUUGAUUGAAAACCGAGUUGGAUCAAAGAUAUCUUGAGUAUCAUAUCCAGCAUCAGAAAUCUUGUUAGUAACUCUGGUGAGGGGAUUGCGUGUUAUAGCAUAAUCUUUUUUUUUAUAAUAAAAUUUCAGUGUUGUCAGUUUGACAUAUUUACCUGUGAUACACAAGGUUGUUAGGGCUUCUGGUACAUUUCUUUCCACAUUUAUCAGUAAAAUAUAAAUCUCUCAGCAAACUUUAAAAUUCAGUUUUCUAUUGUUUAAAUGAAAGCCCAUUAUUGACCAAGAAAAAUAUGAAAUAAGUGAUAAGUUUCCAGUUACAAACUCUUAAAUUUCUUGCCCAAGGAAAAUAUACUUGUGUCUGUGAUUAGUAACGAGUAAUCUCCUACCUUUUAUAGCUAGAAAAUUGAUUGCAUAAAGAUGGUUAAUAUUUUCACUUUCACCUAGUACAUUCAGGUAAAAAAAUGGUCCUAUGUUUGGUAAAAUGCAUUAUUAACUCUUUAAAGAAAGAUUUAAGGAGAUUCCGUUUGUAACAUGAAAUAAUAUUGUUGGUUUGAUCUGAUAUUUCUGUUAGAAUUUCUCAAUAUCUGUAUGGAACUUUUUCAUUUGUACAUGAUAUAUAUAUAUAUCUAUUCUGCCAAAUAAUUAGGUGUGAGAGUUUAUUUUCAGAGUUAAAAUGAAAGAAAAAGGCAUGAAAUGUAAGGGUCAGUCUACUUCUGCAGUAGGAGCUUGUGAUUUGUGAAGAGAAGAGAAAAGGUGAUAUGAUUCAUGUAAUGGUGGCAGUAUUGUAUAAUAAAGUGAAGGAUUAUAACUGUGGCAUUAAAUUAAAUUAUAUGUUUUUUGUACACUCUCCAUGCUUAACAAAAAUAUCUGCAUAACGUGAUAUAGUAAAAACCGUAAACUGAUAUGAAGUCCUGGUGGAAAAAGUAUUCAAUGAGAAAAAGCAAAUUGUAAAUUCAGUAACUAAUGCUCUUCCUACUUAUUAAAUUGCCAUAGGGUUAGAAAUUUUAUCAAUAUAUGUACAAGCAUUUGGAAGGCCUGAGGUACUUCUUUAAAAAUGCUAUGUCUCUAUAUGGGUAUCAUAUUCCAACAAUUCUAUAAUACAGUCAGGCCCUCUGUUUUCUCUUUCCCUUCCUUAGUAUCCAUGGGCUUGUGAGCUUCAUAAAAUAAAAAAAAGUAAAAAAAAAUACGCAAAAGUUGAAAAAAAGUAAAUAAAUAAAUUGACCACCAUAGACUUGCUCUAAAAAGUGUCCUAAAACGUCUCUUGGGAGGCUGACAUACAAAUCUCUUUUGCAAACUAUUGAGAAGUAUUGAAGUGCAACUAACAACCCAUGGAUUACUCUCGUGCAUGACUUCCUCCACUGUGUUGUCCUCACUCCAUCCAUGCGGUGAUAUGAUACGUGUUUGUCUGUUUGUCAACACCGAUACCAAUUGGUGCCACUGAUAAUAAACAGUUGUUUCAUGUUCUAUUUGAUUAUCUUAAACUUUAAAUAAAUAUCUUUUAUAUG
Messenger RNA from Penaeus monodon (black tiger shrimp), 6402 nucleotides. It is a transcript of the gene Mctp, whose product is annotated as multiple C2 and transmembrane domain-containing protein-like. Gene Ontology annotation, cellular component: synaptic vesicle membrane. Gene Ontology annotation, biological process: regulation of neurotransmitter secretion. Gene Ontology annotation, molecular function: calcium ion binding. NCBI's taxonomy places the organism in Eukaryota, Metazoa, Arthropoda, Malacostraca, Decapoda, Penaeidae. The record is from RefSeq and is a predicted model, not a curated record.